GCUCAGCGGCGGAAGUGGCGCCGCCGGGAGAUCCUGUUCCGCUCGGAGGCGCUCCCGGGGCAGCCGAGGCGGACUGCGGCUGGGGCAGGAAGAGCCUGGGUGGUGGCUGACAUGGAGCAGCCUUGCAGCUGAGGCCUCGCCUUCCCCGCCGUGUGGUGGGGGCCCACCAGGAUGAACAAACUGUCUGCGGAGCUGGCCCGCGACUUGGAGCGCAGCCUGCCAGCCGUGGCCUCCCUCAGCUCAUCGUUGCCCCACAGCCAGGGCCUCUCCUCGCACUUCCUCCCCCCUGCUCCAGAGAAGCGCCGCGCCAUCUCUGAUGUCCGCCGCACCUUCUGUCUCUUUGUCACCUUCGACCUGCUCUUCAUCUCCCUGCUGUGGAUCAUUGAGCUGAACACCAACACAGGCAUCCAGAAGAACCUGGAGCAGGAGAUCAUCCACUACAACUUUAAAACUUCCUUCUUUGACAUCUUUGUCUUGGCCUUCUUCCGCUUCUCGGGACUGCUCCUGGGCUACGCCGUGCUGCGGCUCCGGCACUGGUGGGUGAUUGCGGUCACCACGCUGGUGUCCAGUGCAUUCCUCAUCGUCAAGGUCAUCCUCUCCGAGCUGCUCAGCAAAGGGGCGUUUGGCUACCUGCUCCCUAUCGUCUCCUUUGUCCUUGCCUGGUUGGAGACCUGGUUCCUUGACUUCAAAGUCCUACCGCAGGAGGCCGAGGAGGAGCGAUGGUAUCUUGCUGCCCAGGCUGCUGUUGCCCGUGGACCUCUGCUCUUCUCUGGCGCUCUGUCCGAGGGCCAAUUCUAUUCACCCCCAGAAUCCUUUGCAGGGUCUGACAAUGAAUCCGAUGAAGACGUUGGGAAGAAAAGCUUCUCUGCCCAGGAACGGGAGUACAUCCACCAGGGGAAGGAGGCCAUGGCGGUGGUGGACCAGAUCUUGGCCCAGGAGGAGAACUGGAAGUUUGAGAAGAACAAUGAAUAUGGGGACACUGUGUACACCAUCGAGGUUCCCUUUCACGGCAAGACAUUCAUCCUGAAGACCUUCCUGCCCUGCCCUGCCGAGCUGGUGUACCAGGAGGUAAUCCUGCAGCCGGAGAGGAUGGUGCUGUGGAAUAAGACCGUGACCGCCUGCCAGAUCCUGCAGCGAGUAGAGGACAACACCCUCAUCUCCUACGAUGUCUCUUCGGGGGCCGCGGGCGGGGUGGUCUCCCCCAGGGACUUCGUGAACGUGCGGCGCAUCGAGCGGCGCAGAGACCGAUACCUGUCCUCAGGCAUCGCCACCACCCACUGCGCCAAGCCCCCUACACACAAAUACGUCAGGGGAGAGAAUGGUCCUGGGGGCUUCAUCGUGCUCAAGUCAGCCAGUAACCCCCGAGUCUGCACCUUCAUCUGGAUCCUGAAUACAGAUCUCAAGGGCCGCCUGCCCCGGUACCUCAUCCAUCAGAGCCUCGCGGCCACCAUGUUCGAAUUUGCCUUUCACUUGCGGCAGCGCAUCGGAGAGCUGGGGGCCCGGGCGUAACCGUGCCCCCUCGCCACCCUGCAGGCCAGGGUCCUGUCACCACAGCCUUCAGAGCCAGAGAGGGGGCCAGUGGGGCUUCCCACCACCCACAGAGGACCUGGCCUCAAGCAGUGGGGAGGAAGAAGUUUCCUCCUGUGGCAGCCCCUUGGCCUCAAGCUGCCACCCUCCAGCAUGCUUCGCUGUGCCCGGGAGCCGUGAGCAGGUUGGGAGGUUGGGCACCUGGACUUCGGGGCUUUGCCACCGAGGCGAGUGGGGUCUACCCUGCCGAUGUUUACACAGUGACUGGCCCUGCCUCCUGGAGGACGAGAUGAUGCAUGGCGCCCUGCCUAGCCGGGGGCAGAAUCUGGAAUGGGAGCGGCAGCCUCUGUGCGAGAGCGCCAGGGCCCUGAGCAGGACGGAGGUCAGGGCGGCCUGGUCACUGGUCACCGGUGUUAAGGUGCAGGAGCCCCUUUGUCUGCCUGCUCUCUCAUCAUGGUUUUUUAGGAUUAUUUAAAGGGUCUGGGACCUUUUUCCACAUGUACUUGUUGGGGAGUGGGUGGCAAGUGGGGGUGGUGGGUGCUGGCAGUGAACCCCUGCCGCCCCCAGUUUCUCUCCUUCCCCCACAGUUCCUUGGGGACCUUUGUAAUUUGAGCCAGUUAUUAAAAACGAACUCAGAAAGAAAGAAAGAAAAAGC
Molecule: messenger RNA, 2182 nt
Organism: Callorhinus ursinus (northern fur seal)
Lineage: Eukaryota; Metazoa; Chordata; Mammalia; Carnivora; Otariidae
Gene: STARD3
Product: StAR related lipid transfer domain containing 3
Biological process (GO): cholesterol transport
Cellular component (GO): late endosome membrane; endoplasmic reticulum-endosome membrane contact site; lysosomal membrane
Molecular function (GO): cholesterol transfer activity; cholesterol binding
Source: RefSeq, a predicted model, not a curated record